This is a messenger RNA of Sorex fumeus (smoky shrew), 1222 nucleotides long. It is a transcript of the gene NTAQ1, whose product is annotated as N-terminal glutamine amidase 1. Lineage: Eukaryota; Metazoa; Chordata; Mammalia; Eulipotyphla; Soricidae. Bases 23 to 646 code for a protein of 207 amino acids. The transcript has 6 exons. Gene Ontology annotation, cellular component: cytosol; nucleus. The record is from RefSeq and is a predicted model, not a curated record. Gene Ontology annotation, molecular function: protein-N-terminal asparagine amidohydrolase activity; protein-N-terminal glutamine amidohydrolase activity.
CCUUGGCCCGCGCCCAGCCGUCAUGGAAGGGGAUGCCCCGGCCGCCCCUGCUGUCCGCUACCAGCCGGCCAGCCCCCCGCGGGACGCCUGCGUCUACAACAGCUGUUACUGUGAGGAGAAUAUCUGGAAGCUCUGUGAAUACAUCAAAAACCAUGACCAGUAUCCUUUAGAAGAGUGUUAUGCUGUCUUCAUAUCGAAUGACAGGAAGAUGAUACCGAUCUGGAAACAGCAGGCAAGACCCGGAGACGGUCCUGUGAUCUGGGAUUACCAUGUUGUCUUGCUUCAUGUCUCGAGUGGAGGACAGAGCUUCAUCUAUGAUCUUGACACGGUCCUGCCUUUUCCCUGCCCCUUUGACAUGUACGUGGAAGAUGCCUUUAAAUCUGACGAGGACAUCCAUCCACAGUUUAGAAGGAAAUUUCGAGUGAUCCGAGCAGAUUUGUAUUUGAAGAAUUUUGCUUCUGACCGCUCUCACAUGAUCGAUGCCAGCGGGAACUGGAGAGAACCUCCUCCGUCUUAUCCAUGCAUCGAAACCGGAGAUUCCAAAAUGAACCUGAAUGAUUUUAUCAGCAUGGAUCCGGAGGUCGGAUGGGGCGUUGUCUAUUCGCUCUCUGAGUUUGUCCAUCGCUUUGGCAGUCUCAACUACUGAACUGGACAGGUGGAGGCGAAGUACAAGAGAAAAUCUAGCUGUGAACAACAGAUGCCUUUGUUUGGGAUAGCAAAUGGUAAUGGUGCAUUUGACCUGGAAUUAUGUUUCCCUCUUUAAAUUCAAUUAAGUUGAAACACAAGUGAACACAAAUACAGUUGUCUAAAUAUUUGGGGGUGUGUCCAGUUGAAACUUGAUGUAGUGUGUAUUUGUCCUGAUACUCCUGUGUCUUAUUUGUUAAAACAUGGCGACAUGCCAGGACCUGCCCUUGGUCUGACAGGGUUGUGGAUUUUGUGCCAGUUUGAUCAGUUGGGUUCUCCCCCAGCGAUAUUAUAAGCUCUUUGAGGCCAGACACAUCGCUUGGUGCUCCGUGAAUCAUGGAUGUUUAUGGAAAAGCCCAGGAAGUGUUUGCUAGUGAUUGUUCUGUUGCUGGAGGAGGGCUAAUAUUGUGAGCUGAAUCAGCAGUAAGUCUUAGUCUUUUUUGACUAUAUAAUAGUUUCUUAUAAAAGAAUGCAGCCCUCUCAGGCUUGAGUGAUAUCUGGCUUAUUUAUGUAUGUUUCUAAAUAAAAAUAAUUUUGU